AUGGAUCAGGUAGAAUCCAACCCUACUAUCCCGGUUAAAGCUCUCCAAGAACAAUUACAGAAGAAGUAUGGAGUGGGUUUCUCAAUCCAUAAAGUUUUUAGAGCUAAAGCAUAUGCAAAAAUAAUUGUAGUGGGUGAUUACAAAAAACAGUAUGAAGUUUUGAGAGACUAUAUCCUUGAGUUGCAGUCAACCAAUCCUGAUACCACAGUCAAAUUAGAACUUGGAGAUGUCUCAGAAUCUAAUUUGGUGAAUUGCACUUCAAGAUGUUUCAAAAGAAUCUAUGUUUGUCUAGGGGGGAUGAAGAAGGGAUUCAAAGCUUGUUUAAGAGAUUUCUUGGGGCUAGAUGGGGCUCAUAUGAAAGGCCCUUAUCCAGGCCUGAUCUUAAAUGCAGUUGGAUUAGAUUCCAACAAUGGCAUAUACCCACUUGCAUAUGCCAUUAUAGAGAUUGAAAACUGUGAAUCUUGGAAGUGGUUCCUUGAAUGUCUUGGUGAUGACUUGGAUCUACAUGCUAUGUCUAAUUUCACUUUUGUUAGUGACAGACAAAAGGGUUUGCUACAAGCAGUUAGUCAAUUGUUCCCAUGUGCUAAGCAUAGGUUCUGUCUCAGACAUAUACAUGAGAACAUGAAAAAACAAUGGAGAACUAAGGAAUAUAAAGAUCACCUUCGGGAUUGUGCCACAGCUACAACAGUGACAGAGUUUAACCAUUUCAUGCACCAAUUCAGUUUAUAUGACAAAUCAGCAUAUGAAUGGUUGAAGUCAAUACCACCACAACAUUGGGCAAAAAGCCAUUUCACAGGGAGAGCAACCACAGACAUGUUGUUAAACAACAUUUGUGAGGUGUUUAAUGGCAAGCUAGUUGAUGGGAGAGACAAACCAAUUAUUAGCUGCUUGGAGUGCAACAAAAAGCGUGUAGGCCCACUCACCCCAACAGCAACAAAGAUCAUGGAGAAGAAUGAAGCAGCUGCUACUCAGUACAUUGCAGAAUGGUGUGGUGAUGAAAAAUACCAAGUCAAAGGCCCAUGGAAUGAUCAACAUGUUGUUGAUAUGCAUGAAAGGGUAUGCAUCUGCAGGAAAUGGGAAUUAAUAGGUAUCCCUUGCAGACAUGUGAUUUCUGUGUUGUAUAACAAAGCAGAUCAUGGUGAGGGUGUACACGAGCUCCAUACUUAUGUCCACAAGGUGCACUGGCUACAAACUUGGAAAACUGCAUAUGGGUACAAGGUGGAACCAAUUAAAGGUCGGGCACUGUGGCCUAGAAGUGAGUGUCCAAUGCAGAUCACACCUCCCCUACACCGUAAUCAACCUGGGAGACCCAAGAGGAAGAGAAGGCAAUCCAUGGAGGAGAAAAGUCAAAGCAAGAGUCAAAGUCAGAGUCAAAGGUCAGAUGUGGGUCCUAGUGAGAUUCAUGGUCAUGGUCCACAUGGUAGUGGGAAACUAACAAGAAAGUUUGUUAGUGUGGCUUGUAGUAAGUGUGGAAACAAAGGGCACAACUCCAGGACAUGCAAAGGUCAGGGAGGGACUUGA
Molecule: messenger RNA, 1521 nt
Organism: Lactuca sativa (garden lettuce)
Lineage: Eukaryota; Viridiplantae; Streptophyta; Magnoliopsida; Asterales; Asteraceae
Molecular function (GO): nucleic acid binding; zinc ion binding
Source: RefSeq, a predicted model, not a curated record